GUGGUCGAAGAUGCACCAUACAUCACCACAGUUGAAACCUUGAAUCGUUACGAUUGUGAUUUUUGCGUUCACGGAGAUGAUAUAACACUCACGGCCGACGGAAAAGACACAUACGAAGAGGUCAAGAAGGCCAGACGUUAUCGUGAAUGCAAGCGGACGGCCGGUGUUUCGACCACGGACCUUGUGGGACGAAUGCUUCUUUUGACAAAGUGUCACCAUGUUUCCGAAGAGCACAUGGAUCAGCAUCGAGAACGGGCUCGCACCUUGAGCACGAUCGUUUAUGUGUGUGGCGCCUUCGACCUUUUCCACAUUGGACAUCUUUCUUUUUUGGAGGAAGCGGCCAAACUCGGCGAUUAUCUCAUUGUUGGAAUACUAACUGACCAGGUCAUAAACGAAUACAAAGGAAGUAACCACCCAAUCAUGUCACUUCACGAGAGAGUUCUCAGUGUACUCGCUUACAAGCCAGUGAAUGAGGUUGUGAUUGGAGCACCAUACAAUGUGACCGACGACAUUAUCGACCGAUUCAAUAUCUCGAUUGUCUGUCAAGGUAGCCGUGUACCCCAUCACAAUCACAUGGGACCGGAUCCGUUUGAAGCUCCAAAAAGGCGAGGUAUGUACCGUGAAGUGGAUUCGAAGAGCGAUAUGACAACGGAAAAGAUCAUUCAGCGAAUCAUCGAGCACAGGUUGGAGUUCGAAUGUAGAAAUAUGAAAAAAGAAAAGAAAGAAAUGGCAGCAUUUGCUGCGCUUCAACAAAUGGCAGCAAAUGGUACGGUGGACACGAGGAACACGGUUAACAUCAUGAACAUAUGA
Ostertagia ostertagi is the source of this 810-nucleotide messenger RNA. Lineage: Eukaryota; Metazoa; Nematoda; Chromadorea; Rhabditida; Trichostrongylidae. The record is from the annotation of a GenBank genome assembly.